CUUUGCCCAGUGAAAGCGUGAGAGAGAGCGCAGGAGAUUGGGGAACGAGUGUGUGGAUGGCGCUUUCUCUUUCUCUCGGCAGACCGAGCCUGAGCGUGAGCUUGAGCGUCGUGGCACCUAGAAGACGGUUUGCUUCGAUACGAUGCGGGCCACGCGACAACCGGGGACCUCUUCUCAAAGGUCGGAUCCUGAGCUCGGAAGCCAUCCAAUCGAUCCAGUCGCUGAAGCGAGCGCAUCGCACAGGCUCAGUCUCGCUCAGCCUCCCUCCUCUCCGGCGCCUCCUCAAAGCCGACCUCCUAGCCGUCCUCCGUGAGCUUCUCCGACAGGACCAAUGCACCCUCGCCGUCCACGUUCUCUCCACCCUCCGAUCCGAGUAUCCUCCAGUCGACCUCACACUCUACGCCGAGGUCGUCACCGCCCUCUCCAGGAACGGCGAGUGGGAAGAGAUAGACAGGCUCAUGGGGGAGCUGGAGGGAAUUGAGGGCGGUUACGAAAGCGACAAGGCCCUGACGAAGCUGAUAAAGGCGGUGGUGGGAGCGGAGAGGAGGGAGACGGCGGUGAGGAUAUACGAGAUGAUGAGAGAAGGGGGGUGGGGCUCGGAGUCGUGGCAGGCAGACGAGUACGUGGCGGAGGUUCUCAGAAAGGGACUCAAGAGGCUUGGGGAGGAAGACUUGGCCACUCAGGUGGCCGCCACUCAAAACUCUCUUUUAAGAGUAAGUAGAACAUGAGGAGGGAGGGAGGGAGGAAAAACUCUCUCAAAAGUCCAAACAGUGUGAGACUGUCAUCUUCUGGGGGAUAGCUUCCCGGUCCUUUUGCACUUCUCAAAUCUCCUCUCGCCUUGCCAAUUCUACUUUUUCCAUUCGAACUCCUCUUUUUGGUUUGGUUUGGUUAAGUGUUGCUUAAUUCCGGUCACUUGAUUAUUCAACUCCACCCAUGUGUUGUUCCUCCUCUGUCGUCCCAAACAGUCUAAUAUAAUAAUAAUAUUCGAUUCCAGGCCUGCCCGAUAUUAAUUCA
Eutrema salsugineum is the source of this 1014-nucleotide messenger RNA. Its product is annotated as protein THYLAKOID ASSEMBLY 8, chloroplastic. The record is from RefSeq and is a predicted model, not a curated record. Bases 57 to 728 code for a protein of 223 amino acids. The transcript has 2 exons. Gene Ontology annotation, molecular function: RNA binding; protein binding. Gene Ontology annotation, biological process: chloroplast organization; Group II intron splicing. Lineage: Eukaryota; Viridiplantae; Streptophyta; Magnoliopsida; Brassicales; Brassicaceae.